CUUGCGCAAGAGUUAUACUUAACUGAGUAUAUAAGGCAACGUGCUGAGGAGGUGAAUAUGUGACCAGCUUGCAAAAUGGCAACUGGAAAGGACGCGUCGCGGCUGUCCUUGAUUCUCACCAUCGGGGCCGCAGCGCUCGUUGCUACUGGACAAAAAGCAGAGCAGCCAGAAGUGGUGACCAAAUACGGGACAGUCCGAGGGUACCAAUUCAAAGUAGACGCAGCUGAGAGGAGCAUAAAUGUCUUUUUGGGAGUUCCUUUUGCAAAGCCUCCAGUUGGGCCACUGAGGUUUGCUGAGCCCGAGCCACCUGAGCCAUGGAAAGGUGUCAGAGAUGCCACCUCCUACCCGCCAAUGUGUCUACAGGAUAAAGUGCAAGGACAGGUUUUUUCAGACCUUAUUACUAACAGAAAAGAAAAAGUUCUUCUCGAUGUGUCUGAAGAUUGCUUAUACCUCAAUGUGUACACACCCGUUUCUACAGAAAAACAGGAGAAGCAGCCUGUCUUUGUAUGGAUCCACGGAGGUGGAUUAGUUUUUGGAGCAGCUUCAUCAUACGAUGGCUCAGCGUUAGCGGCCUUUGACAAUGUUGUGGUUGUAACAAUUCAGUACAGAUUAGGUAUUGCUGGGUAUUUCAGCACUGGCGAUAAACAUGCCCGAGGGAACUGGGGGUAUUUGGAUCAAGUAGCAGCUCUUCAGUGGAUUCAGGAAAAUAUCAUACAUUUUGGAGGAGAUCCAGGAUCCGUCACUAUUGCUGGAGAAUCUGCAGGAGGAAUCAGCGUUUCUGCUCUUGUCUUAUCUCCCCUGGCAAAGGGCUUGUUCCAUAAGGCCAUCUCAGAGAGUGGUACUGCAAUCAGGGUCUUGUUCACUGACCAGCCUGAGGAGGAUGCACAAAGAAUCGCUACUGCCUUUGGCUGUGAAAAACACAGUUCAGCUGCAAUGGUUGAAUGCUUAAGAGGAAAAACAGAAGAAGAGAUAAUACAGACAACACUAAAAAUGGAUUUGACCACACUGCAGCUAUGCUCUACCUCACCUGAAAACUGUGAACAGCCUUCCCUGUUCAUCAGUGCAUCUGCAGAUGGUAAAUUUUUUCCGAAGAGUCCCAGGCAAUUACUAUCUGAAAAAGAGAUCAAUGCAGUCCCAUAUAUAAUAGGAGUAAAUAACUGUGAAUUUGGAUGGGUACUUCCUAUGACAAUGAAAUUCCCUGCGUACGCAGAUGGUCUGGAUAAAGACGUUGCACGUCAAAUUUUACAGAGCUCCUUACCAUUAUCACUGAAGGGUAUUACUUCUGAAGUUGUUGACCGAAUAUACAAUGAAUACAUAGGGAAUGCAGAAAGCCGUGCUCAGGUGCGGGAUGGCCUUCUUGAUGCAAUAGGAGACCCUUUGUUUGUUCUCUCAGCCAUUGAAGUGGCUCGAUACCACAGAGAUGCUGGCAACCCAGUCUACCUUUAUGAAUUUCAGCAUCGGCCAAGUUCAGCAGCGGGGGUUGUACCGGAGUUUGUAAAGGCAGAUCAUGGAGAUGAGAUUGCCUUUGUCUUUGGAAAGCCAUUCCUAGCAGGGCAUGCUACAGAAGAGGAAAAUAAACUUAGCAGAACCGUUAUGAGAUACUGGACUAACUUUGCUAGAAAUGGAAAUCCCAACGGAGAAGGGUUGGUCCAUUGGCCUCGGUAUGACCUGGAGGAAAAAUACCUGGAAAUAGACCUAAUGCAAAAGGCAGCAAAGAAAUUGAAAGAACAGAAAAUGGAGUUUUGGACACAGCUCACAAAACAAAUAAUGAAUGAAAGGAGAGAACACACAGAUUUAUAAGAGUUGGGGAGGAUACAGUUUGCUUUUAAAACCCAAGGUAAAAAGUCAAGCAAAAUGAGUUUGUCAGGAUGCAGAGUUUAAUGAUCACCUUCUAAUUCACUAUUAUGUAACCUCUUGUCAUGAUCACAGUGAAAAGAGAGAAUCAAGGGAAAUUUGGAAUGUUUACAGGACUAAAAAUGGGUCUUUAAUGAAGCAAGCAGAAAAAGCCCACAGUCUUUCAGGUUCAAAAAGACCACGCCAUCUACUCAGUGGAUAUCAAAACUGAGUAAUGCUCCUGUGAGAAGGGGGAAUGAGGGAGAAAUUGGCAAAAAUACUGAAAUCUGUAAGAAAUAAUCUGUACAGAAUAUCAAUGUCAGAAUAUGGUAUAUGCAUAUUCCCCUCUUCUUUCAGAAGAGAAUGGUCAGUUGUCAUCCUUACAGCCUCUUUCCACUUCCUUUAAUUGGAAAUAGCUUCUGGGGAGCAGAGCAUCCAUCAAAACCCAUCUGUGAGGUGGGCUUGACCUUUCUCCAAUGAGGACAGAGAAAUCUCCAUUUGUUUUCUCGUUUUGUAAACUGUUAAAAAUAAAUGUUGCUUUUCAUUUUUUUUUUU
Molecule: messenger RNA, 2388 nt
Organism: Calidris pugnax (ruff)
Lineage: Eukaryota; Metazoa; Chordata; Aves; Charadriiformes; Scolopacidae
Product: fatty acyl-CoA hydrolase precursor, medium chain-like
Exons: 14
Coding region: 76-1800 (574 amino acids)
Source: RefSeq, a predicted model, not a curated record